Molecule: messenger RNA, 1434 nt
Organism: Puccinia graminis f. sp. tritici CRL 75-36-700-3
Lineage: Eukaryota; Fungi; Basidiomycota; Pucciniomycetes; Pucciniales; Pucciniaceae
Exons: 4
Coding region: 391-1143 (250 amino acids)
Source: RefSeq, a predicted model, not a curated record
AACCAUAAACCCACUCAAAAGAUUUAUUCAUCUGCAGUUUACAUAGACUUUCUCGUUGUGCAUACAUUAGCGUUUUCUGAUUUGAUGUUGUAGCCUCCGACUCGGCAGCUCGCUUGCUAAUAUUCCCUGUUCUUCUUCUUGUUGUUUUUUUUUUUUUUUUUUUUUUUUUUUUCAUGUGUGCUUGUUAAAGACAGACUACAAAGGAAAAACUAGACUUGCUGUGUGCUUAUCCAGUCUGGACACAGCCCCACUCCCCUUCCCCCCUGGACUCGAUAUCUGCAAUUCCCAAGCUUCCAAGAACAGUAACGGGCAACCAUCCACUCGCUUAGAAGCCAGAUAACCAUUCAUCUAAAAACAAACACAUUCCAGUUCAAAUCAACCCCAGUCAAUAUGCCGACUCGUCUGAUUUCAGCCGGAGGAUUCGUGUUAGCCGCUCUGGCCGGUCUGGCGGGGGCACGGGUGGACCUAGGCGGCGGCCACAUGGGCCUGGCGAUGGCCCGGACGAGCUGCAGUGGGGCACACCGGGUGGCCUGUACGGAGCUCGACGACGACUGGCCCGAUAUGGGGCUCGCUUGUCCCCUCGCCCACCAUGACAUCCCCCGCCACACGCUUGCAAUGAUGUCGGCAACGAUCAUCCAGCUCGGCCACUACAAACCCGUCCCCGUCGAUCAGUUCCCCAGAGAUCAGUGCUACACCACCCCGCCCAACGCAACCGUCUCGAGCUAUGGGUUCAUCAGUCAGGGCUCCUUUGACAUGUGGUUCUUCGCUCAUGAUAAGUGCGAUUGCGAAGAAGAACAGAUGCCCAAAUGUGGGAUCAGCGCAACUGAAAAAGAGAAGUGUAACCUCCGAACGUUUACGCUUUGUCAAGUGACCAAAAAGACUGAGAUUUGUAAACCAAAACAUCACCCAGGAUGGAAGCCGAUUAACGACUCUUCGGGAGUUCGAAAGGCUACAGAUCAAGGAGAACAAGAGGAGAAGGCGGAGGAGGGUAGCACUAGCAGCCCGAAUGGGACGGUGGCCGAGGCGGAGAAGACAAUCAGGUUCGGGCCCGCCCAUCGACAACAGCCCUUGUUGAUGUUCGCCGACCUCUCCUCAUUCUGGUGGAGGAUCAUGGAGCUCUUGGGCUUCUGGGGCUUCAUCUGAGUACUUCGACCCAAAAAAAAAAUCCACAGAAAAAAAUCAUACUUUCUUCGGCCAUGCAAAGCUUCGAUCCGUCUUUUUCUUUCUCUUUUUUUUUCCGAUAAGCUAAUUUGAUCUCGGAAUCAGGCCUCAAGAAAAAAAACCGAUUCGCGCGAGCUUUAGCUAUAUAUGCAUGUAUCUCUACUUCUCUUUCUCUUUCUCUUCAUUUCAAUCAAGUACACUUGUCUGUUGGGCCUCCCAAGAAAAAGAAGAAGAAUCAACCAGCAUUUACUCAAGUCUCAGAGGCCGAGAAGA